Brassica rapa (field mustard) is the source of this 5656-nucleotide messenger RNA. RefSeq names its product beta-glucosidase 15. Gene Ontology annotation, biological process: carbohydrate metabolic process. NCBI's taxonomy places the organism in Eukaryota, Viridiplantae, Streptophyta, Magnoliopsida, Brassicales, Brassicaceae. The record is from RefSeq and is a predicted model, not a curated record. Gene Ontology annotation, molecular function: beta-glucosidase activity.
UUUGAAACUCCAAACAAAUACCAAAAAAUUCAAAUACCUAAAAAUUUAAAAUCUUAUUCAAAAUCUGACACGAUGAACUGAAAAAUACCCAAAAUUUUAUCCAAAUACCCAAUUUUUUUUUAAUUUGAAAAAUUUACCUGAAAUCAAAACUCUAAUCGUAAACCAAAAACUUAAAAACAAUAUCCAUAAUACUGGAAACAUAUUCGAAAUAUCCAAAUAUACCUAAUAAACACAUAUUUAUGAUCGAGUCUAGGGUAGGAUCCAGACUUAAACAAAGACCUGCGGGUCAAAAAAAACCCAAUAGGUUAUCUUCUCUUGACCUGAACUAAACCUAUAAUUUUGGGUCAGUUCAGUUUGUUUUUUUGAUCCGGAUAUAAUUCUCAUGUUGAAAAGAAACUUACGCAAAAGUGUACAAAAUCUCAAAUAAACUAAUUUGUAGAUUAUAUAGCUGUUAAAAAUUAUGUUUUUCGAUAUAAUAAAACUUUGUAUUAUAAUAUAAUCCAACAACCCCGCGCUUUCCAAGCGCGGAUCAAAAUCUAGUUAAGUUUUAUUUGGCAAAAAAUAUUAAAAAAUAAAAUGAUCUUUAAGUUUCUUUUAGAUUUAGAAUACCCUUUUGUCAAAAAGUUGAUGUUAUCUCAUUUGUUUCAUAUCUACUCCCUCCGUUUUUUAUUAUAAGUCGUUUUAGAGAAACUUUUUUGUUCCAAAUUAUAUGUCGUUUUCGGUUUUCUAUGUAAAAUUUAUUAAUAAUUAAUGUUGUAUAACCAAUGGUAAUAUAUCUUAUAUUUUUCUAUUGGUUGAAUUGUGGUUAGGUAAAUAAUUAAUGAUGUUUUUGUUUAGAAAAUAUAAGAAAUUAAUGGUUUUCUUAAUCUACGUGCAUAGCUGUAAAACGACUUAUAUUAAAAAACGGAGGGAGUAUAAUUUAAAUAACUUCUUCUUUUACAAGAUCCUCGAGAAUCAAGACUCGAUUCUCAUGGAAAUCAAAGUCUUAAUUAAUUAUAGUGUGUUAAUUUUAAUAGUAAUAUUUUUACCGCCAGGUCUACUCCAAACGUGUUCCACAGCCCACACCAACCUAUGAAAGUACCCGUAAGAAGUAUAUAAAUUGAUUUAAUAAAUAUUUGAAACAACGUUUGGAACGAGAAUAUCAAAAAGAAAUCCAACAAAAUUGAAACAAAUAGCCGUUAUAAAAAGCCUGUUACUGAGGGAACAAUAUAUUUUAGUGUAGUUUAUUUAUAUAUUUAAAAUCUAAUAUUAAAAAGGUAAACUAACUUUUUUUUUUGGAAAACAAAAAGGUAAACUAACUAUAAAAUAGUUUUACUGCAUAUGUACAUUUAUUAAAAGGGGACAUUUUUUUCUGUGUGCAUGUGGACACUAAUUUAUACUAUUAUCAAUUAAAAUAACUUCCUUAACAAGAACUGGAGAAUUAAAAAUUAACUUGAUUUCGUCACAUGAAAAUCAGUAUUAAUUAAUUAGAUAUAAUAUCGUGUCAGGUUUUAGUAGUACUAUGUUGAGGAUAGAUCUAUUCCCAACCUGAUAAAAAUAUGGUAAAUACAAUUUACUUGCAUAAUUUAUAAGUAUCUUAUUUAACAACAGUUAACACAACGUUUAACCCAAAAUUUUCUCUAUUUAUAUAGAAUCACGCAACUAGUUCAAACCCAACUUCAUCAUCUUCUGAGUAAAAAAAAAUUGACACCCAAAAGAAAAUAAAGAAUGAGAGGAAAGUAUCUUUGUUUACUAGUGCUCAUUGUCUUGGCGUCCAAUGAAGUACUUGCUGCCAAGAACAACUCUUCGACAACACCUAAAUUAAGAAGAAGUGAUUUUCCAGAAGAUUUCAUUUUUGGGUCUGCAACAUCUGCUUACCAGAUUGAAGGGGCUGCACAUCAAGAUGGUAGAGGACCAAGUAUCUGGGAUACAUACUCAGAAAAAUAUCCAGAGAAGAUAAAGGAUGGUAGCAACGGAUCUGUUGCAGCUGACUCUUACCAUCUUACAAGAUUGCAGGAAGAUGUGGCUUUAUUGCAUCAAAUUGGCUUCAAUGCUUACAGAUUUUCUAUCUCAUGGUCAAGAAUAUUGCCUCGAGGAAAUUUAAAAGGAGGAAUCAACCAGGCUGGUAUUGACUAUUACAACAACUUAAUCAAUGAGCUUUUGUCCAAAGGUAAAAAAAUACGACAUCCAGUUUGCAGAUAUUAUAAAGUAACUCUCUCUUGUUUAACUGUUUUUUUUGUCAUCAACUUAGUAUUUUACACAUGCUCUAAGAUGCUUAAGGGCUCAUCUGAUUUCAUUGGCAUCAAUUAUUACUCUUCCGCUUACGCAAAGGAUGUCCCCUGCCCUACCGAAUAUGUUACACUGUUCUCUGAUCCUUGUGCCAGCGUCACAGGUGAAAGAGAAGGAGUUCCCAUCGGUCCAAAGGCUGGAUCAGAUUGGCUUUUGAUAUAUCCAAAGGGAAUUCGUGAUCUUAUCCUCUAUGCUAAAUACAAGUUCAAAGACCCGGUCAUCUACAUAACCGAAAACGGAAGAGAUGAAAUUGAUACCGGUAAAAGAUUUCUUAAAGACGGCGAUAGAAUCGACUUCUAUGCUCGACAUCUUGAGAUGGUUAAAGACGCGAUCUCGAUUGGAGCUAAUAUGAAAGGAUUUUUCGCGUGGUCGUUGUUGGACAACUUCGAAUGGGCAGCAGGAUACACAGCUCGUUUCGGGAUAGUUUACGUGGAUUUCAAAGAUGGAUGUAAGAGAUACCCCAAAAAAUCGGCUGAUUGGUUCAAAAAGUUCUUGAAUCCAAAGAAAAGCAACUGAUGGCAACUACACCAUUCCGCUUUAUUAAUAUCUCCGUUAUAGUUAUUUCUUAGUUGGAAAUAAAAGAUCCUGGUUAAAAACUUAUACAGUUGGAAGUAAUAAGGAAUCUUUAACAUUUGUAUCAAAAGAAAAGUAAUAAGGAAUCCAAAGAAUCACGUUAUUAAUAUCUUUCUCAGUUUAAAACUUUUAGUUGUUUAUACAACGAAAAAUUUUCAGUUGGAAAUACUUUAUACUCUCUCUGUUCCCGAAAGUAAGAUUUUUUAGAUUUUUUUCUUAUUCCAUAAAGAUAGAUUUUUAUAUUGUUAAAGUAUUUUUUUAUACUUUUGAAGAACAUUAAUUGAGAAUAUUUGAAUUGAUUAAAUUUUCUUGGUAGAAAAUUAUUGGAAAGUGUAUAAUAAAAUAAAAAAUAAAUUAAAUUAUAAACAUUUAUUAAAUUCUUAAUAAGCGUGCAUACUCUAGAAAAUCUUACUUUCGGGAACAGAGGGAGUAAAUCACUAAUCUUCUAUGUAUACUAUUUACCAUCCGUAAUUAUUUUUAUUUGCAUAUACAUUUAUAUAGAUAAAUUUGUAUAUGACUGUCUUAUAAGUGUUUAAAUUCUUUGUGAUAUUUCUGAGAUCACUAAGUUUGAAAUAGAAAAGAAAAUAUUAUUAGGACAUCUCCAAUCCUAUUACAUUUUCUACUCCAAACAUUAUUUUGAAGUAAAAUAUACUUUAACUCCAUUCCAUUUUCAACUCCAAAAUAGAGUAAUGGCUAGAGUUACUCCAUUUAUAGAGUAAUCCUACGUAUUACUCCAUCUUGGAGUUGAUUUUUUUUAUUUAUAAAAUAGUCCUUCAAAUUUUAAAUGUUUUUCUAUCAUACUUAAAUAAUAUUUAAAAAUAAUACAAAAAUAAAAAUGAUAUUCCAGAAGAGAUUAUUUAAUAUUUUUACAUAAAAGUUUCAUAAACUAUUAUUAUAUAAAAUAAUAAACAUAAACAUAAAAAUAUUGAAUAAAUAUAAUAUAAAAUUAGUGAUUUAAUAAUCCAGUAAAUCAUUUCUGGAACAACCAUGAUCGUGAAAUAUCACCCAAUGAAAAUGUCCGAUUUAAAAAAUUUCUUUCCUAAUUUAAGAAAAUCAUGGAUAAAAAAACUCAUUAUUCACUCUGAGAUGCAUUAGUUGAACAUUUGUGAGAAAAAAAUAUAUUUUGUAAUACUCAUUAUUGAACUAAAAUAUUUUAUUUUAUAUGUAUUUUAUGAUUUAUUAUAUUUUAAUAAUAAAUUUUUAAUUUAAAUAAAUUAUAUUUUGUGGAUGUUUUAUAAACAUAAGAUAUUUAGGGUUAAUUGGUAAUUUUUUAUAAGUAUAAGUUGUUAGUAGCAAUUAUUAAUUAAAUAAAAAGAUUUUUUUAGAAUAUUCAUUUUUGAAUUAAAAAAUGGAGUAAUACAUUGGAGUGAAACACUACUCUAUUUUGGUGUUGCACUAUUUUAGAGUAAAAUAUGAAGUAAUACAUUGAAGAUGCUUUUAGGUGUUUAUUAUAAAGAAAAACUAAAGCUUGAUCCGUGCACCAACGCAUGUGUUUAUUUUUAUUUUCUUUGUAAAUAAAUAUUUAUUCUGUAUAAAUAAUAAUAUCUAUUUUUAAAAUUUACAUGUAUUAAAUAUUUUUUAAUAUGACAUUUCUAAACAAAAUAAUUUAGUAGUUUAUAUUGUAUAAUUUUAGUUUGUAUUAUAAAUCGUCAAUUGUAUCAUUCACAUUUUAAAAUAUAAUCCAUGCAUCCUCACAUACUCUUUUAUGAAUCAAAAAUUGAUGGUAAGUAUAAUAAAACUAUUUUGUGUACUAAAUUUAUCAUGUUAAAUUUUUUUUUGAACAAACAUUUAUCAUAUUGAAUUCUAUAGUUGUUUAAUUUGACAAAAAAUAUAAUAAAUGAUAAAAGUUAGGAUUAGACAGUUUCUUAGUCCCACUAAAGUAUAAUUAAAUAAUUUUUUAAUUAAUAAUUGAUUUAGAAAAUAAUUUAAUAAAAUAGGAAAAGACAAAAAUAUUUAAUGAUAGAUUUCUUAAUUAUUUCAGUGACAUAGACUUGUAAAUAAGUAGUAAAUUUUAGGGUUAUUUUUUAUUUGUGCUUUUAUUUUAAUAAGAUAAAAGGAUGAUUUGAGUUUUUUUUUUCUUCAGAUUCACGCAUUCGUUUUCAUAUAAUUAAUUAAAAAGAAUUUCCUAGAAAUAUCCCCUAAAAUCAAAACAUUGAUUUGCGUCGUCACACGGAAACAAGAGUCUUCAUCAGUACUAUACUAUCGUGUUGUUUAGUAGAAGUAUUUUGACCGGCAAGUAUAUCCCCAACGCGUUCCAGACCAGACCAACCUAUGAAAAAGACCCUUUAUUACAUAAUAAAAUGUAUAUAUAUGUUACUCUCUCUCUCGCUGAUGUUAUAACAUUUUCGUACAUAUUAAUUAAUAAAUAAAUAUAUUUUGUUUAGCACUUUUAGAUUUCACUAACAAAAUUUUGUUCCAUUCACAUUUUUUUUCAUUUUAUUUAAUGUUUUAGUUUUAAAGAUAAAUGUAUUAACUACUCUUAAAAACAUCAGUCUUUCAAAUCUAAUAACAAAAUUUAAAACAUCAAACCUCGCGUUAGUGGUCGAAUGUCACAAAACAUUAUAUAGAUAACUAAGAGAUCCGAGUUCGAAUUUGGUAAUAAUCUAGAUAAACACGGCGCGUAGCCACCCGAAUUUUCACAUUCUUUUUUUGGAGAAAGGGAUCACUCACUAUCCUUUAAAAAAAAAAUCUAAAACAUCAAUUACUCUUAUAUCUUAAAAUUGUUCUUUGACUGUAGGAAAGAUGUGUAUUUAACCCAAAAAAAAAAGUUGAAACAUCGUCUUAAGGUGAAACCCAAGACUUUGACAAAAAAAAU